UUAUCCUGGAAAGUUGUAGUAUCAUCGUAAGGGAAGAAGUUGGGUUGUAUCGAAUACUGUAACAGAUUUUUCGAAGCUCAUAUAAUGGCAGUGAACAGUCUGGCAGCUUACAACACGUAUGGGGGACCUAAAAGCAUUCCUUUUGUACCCUAUGCCGAUAAUGGUGGAAGUGUGGUUGCUAUUGCUGGAGAUGAUUAUGUCUUGGUAGCAUCAGACACCCGCCUGAGUAGUGGGUUUUCAAUAUAUACUCGUGAACAAUCCAAGCUAUUUCGACUUUCGGAUACAACAGUGCUGGGGUGCUCGGGGUGUUGGUGUGAUACGUUGACUUUGGCCCGCAUUCUGGAGGCAAGAUUGCAGAUGUAUCUCCACGAGCACAACAAGCCGAUGUCCACUCCAGCUGUCGCUCAGAUGCUGUGCACCAUGCUCUACUACAAACGAUUCUUUCCAUACUACGUCUCCAAUGUCCUUGCUGGGCUGGAUGAAGAGGGUAAAGGUUGUGUGUAUAGUUAUGACCCCAUUGGCUACUGUCAACAAACAAAAUUUAAGGCAAGUGGGUCUUCUGGGGCGCUGCUUCAGCCACUACUUGACAACCAAAUUGGAUAUCAGAAUAUGGAGAAUGUAACUCCUGAACCGAUUUGUAUGGAGAAGGCAAUGGCAAUUUUGAAAGAUACAUUCAUUUCUGCUGCUGAGAGGGACAUUUAUACUGGUGACAGCAUUUUCAUCAAUAUCAUCACAAAGGAUGGUAUACAGGAGGAGAAGUUCACCUUGAGGCGGGAUUAAUAUAUAAUUUUUAAUUAAUAUUUUCUACCUGGAAAAAUAAGGAAGCAGAAAUUAAUUUUCAAAGAAAAGGGUUUCAAUAAUAAACUUGUAAAAUGCAAAAAAGAGAGUCAGUCAGUAAGCUUGUCUUCUGAAAACAUUUGAAUUAAAUAUUGUGUAAACCAGUUAUUACAGAUUGUCAUGUGAACAAUAAAAACACCGCUGUUUAUUCAUGCAACAGAA
Molecule: messenger RNA, 999 nt
Organism: Cryptotermes secundus
Lineage: Eukaryota; Metazoa; Arthropoda; Insecta; Blattodea; Kalotermitidae
Gene: Prosbeta6
Product: proteasome subunit beta type-1
Exons: 1
Coding region: 85-780 (231 amino acids)
Cellular component (GO): proteasome core complex
Source: RefSeq, a predicted model, not a curated record